AAGAAAAAAAAUAAAAAUGAUCUGUCUGUCAUGCAUGUCAUUUGAUCAAUGUUAGGAAAAUUGAUAGGGAAUAUUAUUUGUUUCAAGAUUCAAUAAAAUAAUGGCUAGUAUAGAGCUAGAUAUAUGGCGAGGAGAAUGGGGUCUCGCCUCCAUCGAUUUAGAAUGUCUCAAAGUUUUAACGUAUAUGAAAUUUAUCGGAGUGCCAGUAAGAGUUCGAGAAGCUAACAAUCCAUUUUUCACGCCAAAGGGACGGCUCCCUGUUAUGAGGGACGGUCGCAAGCUACUUACAAAUUUUGAGGAAGUGGUUGAGCAUCUAAAAUCUCUGCAUUAUAGUACGGAUGUACACCUAAACACGAAACAGGCAGCUGAAGCUAGUGCAUUUACACAAUACUUACGAGAGAAGCUGUACCCUGCAUAUCAGUAUGCAUGGUGGGUGGAUGAGAAAAAUUACAGUGACCUUACAAGGCCGACAUAUGCCAAAGCACUCUGUAUUCCAUUCAACUUUUACUACCCAUCACGCUAUCAGAAUGCAGCUAAAGAAAUGAUAGACGCACUGUAUGGAGAACACACAGAUUUAAGGGAAAUUGAGAAAACUUUGUACAAUGAAGCAGAGAAGUGUCUUAAAACACUAUCGGAUAGGCUAGGAGAGAGUGAAUACUUCUUUGGAAACAGGCCCUCUUCAUUUGACGCGACAGUGUUUGCAUACCUCGCACCAUUGGCCAAAGCACCAUUCCCCAACUCCACUCUAGCAAAUCACGUCAAAGGCAUUGCAAACCUCACCAGAUUUGUUGCCAGGAUUAACCAGAAAAAUUUCAGGCAUGUUACAGAUGAAUACAACAGACAAAAUGCCAAGAAGCACUCAACGGGCACACAGUCGGAGCGCGAGGCUGCCAACUUCCCCAACCAGACACGCAACAAGAUCCUCGCAGCACUGUUCGCAGCCAUAGCCAUGACCGGCUAUGCUGUCGCCAAUGGCAUGUUCCAGGACCUCAAAGAUUAUGAACACUCGCGAGAGUACAACGACAUGUUUGAGAAUGACGAGGACGACAACUGACGCUGACUGCGGGUCGGCAGCGCACCCUCGCACCGCGGCGGCGUGGCCCGCCCGGCAACCAGCCGCCAACCACCCGGCAACCCCCCGCGACCACCCGGCAACCCCCCGCGACCACCCGGCAACCGCCCGCGACCACCCGCAACCCGCGCUCACACACACGCCUCUGCCGGGGUGCCGCUGCACCUCCCGUCCAAACCCGAGACAUGACCGUCACAGAACAUUAAAUAAAUAAGAUUGCUUGUCUCGAAUUUGGAUAGGACGUCGCGCACAUGCGUCCAUGCAUUUACCAGUAGUAGAGUCAGAAUAGAUAGCAGGUAGUUUUACGAUUCAAGUCGGAUGCUGUUUAUGCACUUACAAAAUGUUCCUAGGAGACUUUUCAAGUUCCCUACGUGUCUAUAUGUAUAUGUGUCUUACAAUAAGGUUGCGAGUUGCAGUUAUUAUAUAAUUCUAAACGUGUUGGUGGUUAAUAACUUUUGAUAUAGACUAGACUAGACUAGUCUAGCAUUAGACGUGGCUUUUUAGUGACUUGUAGAUGCUGCAUUUUGUUCCUAUUGUGUAGAAGAACUGCCUCACUUCAUUGUUAAAAAAAAAAGAGUGAAUUGCCUUUGAUUGCUAAAGCAUGGCGAUAUAAUAAUAGCUUCAAGUCACUAAACGCCAUGGUAGUCGCAGAAAUGUUUUAAUACAUAUCUGUUGAAUAAAGCACUGAGUCCAUAGGAUGUAUUUUAAAGACGCCAAUGUCUAGAUAUUUGAUUAUGCCUUAAAACUGUUAUAGGUCCCUUAUCUUUUGAUCAAUCAUCGUAUCUUCGAAAUCAAUCAUUCUAAAAUCCGAAGUUGACACUGAAAAAUAUAAAAGACGGAUUAUUUAUACUUUAGGCUCCCAUCGAAGGUUCGGGGAUUGAUAAAAAUGUAGGGUAACGUUUUUGAAACAAAAUAUAUUGGUACUUAUAGCAAUGGGAAUAGAGAGUAUUUUGCUAUGGACAUAGAAUUUCCUGAAGUGUUUGAGGCAGAACAAAUAUACGAGACAUAAGUCCACUAAGCUUCGGCUCUGUUUGUAGUGAGCGGUUCAGUAGUAAUUUUGGUUUUAUGAAUGAGAAUUUAUUUGUUGGUUGUUAACUUAUUCCGUGAAGCGUGAAUAAAAUGUGGUUCGUUAAU
Molecule: messenger RNA, 2206 nt
Organism: Trichoplusia ni (cabbage looper)
Lineage: Eukaryota; Metazoa; Arthropoda; Insecta; Lepidoptera; Noctuidae
Product: metaxin-1
Exons: 6
Coding region: 101-1054 (317 amino acids)
Biological process (GO): mitochondrion organization
Cellular component (GO): SAM complex
Source: RefSeq, a predicted model, not a curated record